Messenger RNA from Candidozyma haemuli, 3789 nucleotides. It is a transcript of the gene SLA1, whose product is annotated as cytoskeletal protein-binding protein. The record is from RefSeq and is a predicted model, not a curated record. The transcript has a single exon. NCBI's taxonomy places the organism in Eukaryota, Fungi, Ascomycota, Pichiomycetes, Serinales, Metschnikowiaceae. Gene Ontology annotation, molecular function: protein-macromolecule adaptor activity; identical protein binding; ubiquitin binding. Gene Ontology annotation, cellular component: nucleus. The coding region runs from base 1 to 3789 and encodes 1262 amino acids. Gene Ontology annotation, biological process: actin cortical patch assembly; regulation of actin filament polymerization.
AUGGCCUCGCUCUACAUCGGUGUGUACAAGGCCUUGUACGACUACCCAGCGCAGGCCGAAGAGGAGCUUACGAUCCAGCAGGAUGAUUUGCUCUAUUUGCUUGAAAAACUGGACAUUGACGACUGGUGGAAGGCUAAAAAGAGGGUGCUUCCUGUGGGAGACGAGGAGGUCGAGGAGCCCUUGGGUCUUGUGCCUGCCAAUUACAUCGAGGAAGCUCCUGUGGUAAAGCAAUGCAGAGGUCUUUACGAUUACGACAAACAGACGGAAGAGGAGCUUAGUUUCAAGGAAGGUGAGAUCUUCAGUGUCUAUGAUUUGAAUGAUCCCGAUUGGCUUCUUGUCGGUGACUCUUCUGGCAACGGUUUUGGUUUUAUUCCAUCCAACUAUAUCGAGUUUACUGAUCAGGCUGCUCCACUUCAACCUACCGCCCAACCUGCUGCUCAGGCUGCUCCUGCUAGACAACAACUUCCGUUGGCAUCUUUUGCACCUCCCCCAGUACACAAGGACAGAGCUCCAUCUCGUCUGGCUGAGCCAGAACCACUUGAACCUGUGGAAAGGCCUAUAGAGACUAGACAGCCUGAACCGCAAGAGGAUAGACAACCAGCUAGACUGAACAGAUACCAGGCACCAUUGGAUGAUGAGGACGAUGAGGACGAUGACUUUGAAGAUGCUCUUCCGCCACCAAUGCCUUCUCGUCCUACUGGCGGUGCUGGCAUUGACACUAGCGCGAGAGGUUCUCGUCCUCCACUGGAACCAACUACUCCUUCUCGUGGUAGAGAAACUGAGGAUGUACCACAGACUCCGCCUAAGGAACACAAUUUCGAUGGUGAAUACUUCAGAUGGUACAUUGACGAGGUAGAUGGGCGUAAGAAGCGUCCUGUGGUGGUGUCUGUCGGUAACGGAUUGAUCAUUCUUAAACCUAACACUCAAAACCCUAAAAAGUUGAGACUUCGGUCUGCCCUGAGUCUCGAUAAUAACUGGAGAAUCCGUGAUUUGGAGCUGUUUUCGCAUGAGAAGAAGCACGUCUUCUUGAAGUUCCAAAACCCUGAUGCUGAAAUCGAGUUGCAUGCUGGUAGCAAGGAUGUGGCUGAAGCGAUCAUGGCUGUUUUGGGUGACCUUAAGGGCGCUGAGAACCAAAAGGGUUUGCGUGAAGUUGCCAGAGCUGCUCUGACAAAGACAUCUUCUAGCAACAAGAAGGUCGGUCGUCUCAUGUACGACUUCGAAUCCCAGGGCAGCGAUGAGUUGGCUUGUCAAGAAGGUGACGAGGUCCACAUUUUGGAUGACACGAAAUCGAGAGAAUGGUGGAUGUGUGAACGUCUUUCUGAUGGUAGAAGAGGUGUUAUUCCAUCUACCUAUAUCGAAAUUAUCGGCACCACGAACUUAGACAAGUUAACUGACGGACCAUCGAGGCGUAAGUCUCAGAAAUCUUCUAGCAAGGGCCGUGUGGUUGAUAAGAAGCAGAGAUACCACAGUCGUGAUGAAAGAGACAGAAUUAGAGAGAGUGACAGAGCUCGCAGAGACAAGAGAUCUAGCUCUGGAGGCGAGGACAAAAACAUGCCAAACUUCCACCGUGUCAGAACGUGGAUUGAUAGCACCGGCUCAUUUAAGGUGGAGGCUGAAUUUUUGGGUUGUAUGGAAGGAAAGAUUCACUUGCAUAAGACAAACGGUGUCAAAAUCGCUGUUGCCGCUACCAAGUUAUCGAUCGAGGAUUUGGAAUAUGUUGAAAAGAUUACUGGUACUUCUCUUCAGCAUUACAAGGAUGAAGUGGCUAAGCAUAUGGCCAAGAGAAACAGAUCUUCUGGAAGCGGUGCUCAUUCUUCUGGAGUGUCGCCUGCUAAGACAUCCUCCGUUGCAGCCAUCAAUGAUGUUGCUCCACCACAGCCAUCGAGGCCAAAAGCUACAACUGCUACCUCGCUGGGUGAGCCAGACUACGACUGGUUCGACUUUUUCCUCUCUUGCGGUGUUGACAUUGGCAAUUGCCAACGUUAUUCUAUCAACUUUGCUCGUGAGCAAAUGGAUGAGUCUAUCCUCGAGGACAUUACGCCUUCCUUGUUACGUUCUCUCGGAUUGAGAGAAGGUGAUAUUCUUAGAGUCAUGAAGCACUUGGACAACAAGUUUGGAAGGCAGAAGACAGGUGAUGCGCCAGCAACCUCCGGUGGUCUUUUCACGGAAGCGACCGGUGCUUUGAAGAAUAAUAGCUCGACCGAGGUUUCUAAAGUCGAUGCUAGUGCCUUACCAGCCCCAUCCCCACAAAAGGAGAAGGACGACCCUAUCGGUAAUAAGGCAGGUAAUAAGUUUGAGGAUGAUGCAUGGGCUGUCAAGCCAGCUGCUCGCUCUAACGAGGACUUCACUCAAAACCAGACUCCUUCAAAGCCACAGUAUACUGGAUCAUUGCAGGACCUCGUCGACAUCAAGCCUUUGGAAGCCAACAAGCCUCCUCAGACGCCAUCCAAGGACACUCCUCUGGGUCUUCCAUCUGCCCCUGCGUUGACUCCUUCCAAGACUGCCGCCAGUCCAGCUCCAGCCCAGCAGCCUCAACAGACACUGAGCCAGCAAAGCCAGAACCCAGCGUUGGUUCCACUUCAGAAGACUGGUGGUCAAGCUCCUCUUGUUCUUGUGAGAACUGGUGGACCUUUCGUGCCAAUGCAAACGGGAGGUUACAUGGCCGCCCAGCCAACAGGUUUCAUGCCAAUCACUGCUCAGCCAACGGGCUUCAUGCCAAUCCAACCAACGGGUUUGGGCCAGCAACAGACAUCUGGUAUGCUUCCUCUCAAGACUGGUCAAAUGGAGCAACUCCGGCCGGCACCUCCACCACCUACCUCGUUUGGACAAAUGCCUUUGCAACCAACAAGCUCAUUUGUUCCCUUGCAACCUGGUAACGUCACCAUGCCACAAACUACUUUCGGUCAGCAACCAACUGGUCAACCUACUGGUGGAUUUGGCCAACAGCCUACCGGUGGAUUCGGUCAGCAGCCACAGACCACCUUCGGUCAACAACCUACAGGAGGCUUCUCUCAGCAACCACCAACUACGUUUGGUCAGCAACCCACUGGAGGUCAAUUUGGUCAACAGCCACCAACCUCUUUUGGUCAACAGCCAACAGGUGGCUUCGGUCAACAGCCUCAAACAUCGUUCGGUCAGCAACCUCAAACAUCCUUUGGUCAACAGCCACAAACCACCUUUGGUCAACAACGCACUGGUGGUACAUUGGCUACGCAGGUUACUGGUGGUUUGAAUAAGUUUGUUCCACAGUCUUCUUUCGGCAGGCAAAUUACUGGUGGUGUCAUGCCCCAGACUUCAUUUGGCAACCAGCCUACUGGCGGUAUGCCCAACACAUCAUUUGGUGGGCAGGCUACUGGUGGUUUCCCACAAACGUCAUUCGGCAACCAACCUACGGGAGGUUUCCCACAGACUUCCUUUGGAGGUCAGCCUUCUGGUGGAAUGCCACCAACGCUGUUUGGAGCACCUCAACCCCAGGGACAACCAUUCACCUCGUUUGGUCAACAACAGCAGCCUCAACAGGGUUUCAAUAACAACAUGAAUCAAAUGACUAACAUGUUCCAAAACACUUCCAUUGGAGGACCUUUCCAGCAGCAACAGCAGCAACAACCUCCAACCAGCUUUGGACAAAAUUUCGGCCAGGGCCAGAACCAGUUUGAAGGUUUUGGUGACCAACCUUUGCAGUCGCAGCCAACUGGACUCGGUUUCGGUAAUGCACCAUUGCAGUCACAACAGACUGGCAGAAGAGCCAACUUGCAAGCUGCCACUGCUGAGAAUCCUUUUGGAUUUUAA